Austrofundulus limnaeus is the source of this 2671-nucleotide messenger RNA. RefSeq names its product receptor-interacting serine-threonine kinase 3 (gene ripk3). Gene Ontology annotation, molecular function: ATP binding; JUN kinase kinase kinase activity. The record is from RefSeq and is a predicted model, not a curated record. Lineage: Eukaryota; Metazoa; Chordata; Actinopteri; Cyprinodontiformes; Rivulidae. Gene Ontology annotation, biological process: protein phosphorylation.
AGCUGCUGGUGGAAGUAGAAAACGUCCGUGAAUGAGCUGAAGGGUUUUUACACGUCUAACCUUUGUCAUUAUGGUUGAAUGAUGAGCAGGCAGAGCAAAUCCCAGCUGUAAACUAUGGCUCUGCUCAGCUGUUUACCUCCUGUGGAGAUUGGAGACUCUGAUCUAGAGAACUGGGAGGUGAUUGGCUCUGGUGGGUUUGGACAGAUUUACAAGGCCCGGCACUGUCAGUGGUGCUGCGAUGUGGCAAUCAAACUGCUUCAUUUCGACAAUGGAAACAGCAACGCUUUGCUGCGUGAAAUCAACAUGAUGCGCAAAGGAAGCAGCCCUCACAUUAUCCACGUCCACGGGGUUUUUAGAGGUCGAUCUCCUACCUCUGGACUGUCAGUGCAGGUUGGGCUGGUCAUGGAGUUCAUGGAGACAGGAUCACUGGCCUUUCUGCAGCAAACUUUAGAAGACCCUCCACCCUUGCCGCUGGUCUUCAGACUGAUCCAYCAGGUGGCUCUGGGUAUAAACUUCCUGCACAGUCUCACCCCCGCUGUGUUGCACUUGGACCUGAAGCCCGGCAAUGUGCUACUGGACUCCUCGCUCAAUGCCAAGCUCACAGAUUUUGGCCUCUCCAGGUUUUCCCAGAGCAUCACUCGGGCAUCCAAUAAGGACGACAAAGACGAAGGGGGAACUCUGAGCUAUAUGCCACCAGAGGCUUUUCAAACAUCGUACAGCCCCACUCGAGCCUCUGACAUCUACAGUUUUGGUAUUCUGCUGUGGUCCAUUGUCACCGGGAAACAACCGUAUGCAAAUGCAAUGUCCUGCAUAGUGAAGUUCCGCAUCCCUCAGGGAGACCGUCCAUCUCUGGAUGAGAUCAGGCGUCAGGCUGCGGGGCGCGCAGGGUUGGCCACACUGAUGGAACUUAUGCAGAAAUGUUGGGAUUCGAAGCCCAGCGUGCGGCCCGACUCUCGUAUUUGCACAACUGUAACAGAAGAACUGUACAAGAUGCACAAGCAUUCCGUUAUUGAUGCWGUCCACCACGUGCUGAAGAAACUGAACCAAAACGAAGAAGAAAGAAUAACAGAGCAGAUCGGAGCGCUUUCUAUUACUCAGCCUGAAGCUAAUUAUAUAUCUGAAGCACCAAACUUUUGUGAUGAUGUUCUAACAGGACCCCCGCCGGUUCAGCGUCAGUUUUCCAGCCCUGAAACUUUCCCCUGCCCUCACUCUUCUCCUCAUGGCGUCAUCAUUCACGGCUCCAGUGUUACCGGCUUGCAGACGGGCAGCCACAACACCAUGUACAUCUUCUCAGAAAGGAGGCGGCACCCAACAGCACCACCGACCUAUGACAUCCCACCACACUGAGGGAACGUCAAAUCUCAGAUUACUUUUUUAUAUGGUUCUCAUCAAGACAGAAACUUUACGUUUGCUUUUGAACCUCUAACUCUGUUUCGCUUUUUUUUWWAAAUCAGCCAGGUUUCACAUGUAUUUUUGUCACACGAGAAGCACCGAAAACAACAUAAGUUCUUAUUUAUUCUGUUCUAAAAAGAUUUACACCUUCUUUUUGUACUGUCAGUAGUGUGAAUAGGAGCAGAGACAGUUUUUUUCUUUCACCAUCUGUGGUCAGAAAAUAUCUAGUCCCUCUGCCAACUCGCCUCAAGAUGCCAAAAACCAUCACUAUAAUUAGACAAGGUGAAAAUACGGCAUGUUUUAAAGGCAAAUAUUUGUAUAUUUGACAUGCUGGAAGGUUCUGAACCAUUAUUAUAUUAUUUGAUGUAGUUAGCUCUUUAAGCAACAUCAGUUUAAAGAAAUACUUUAAUUCUGAAGGAAUUGUUCAGACUGAGCUGGGCCAAGACAAAAAUGGAUGUCUGCUGUGUUUUUUUUUUUAAAAGGGAAGCUCCAAUUUAAAAAGCUUCAUUGCGGUUCAUGCAAAUGCUAAUGAAUAAGCUUUUUGAUGAGAUUUUAGAARUCUCUGUUUUUGACAUCUAUUCAUUUUCUCGUGGCAGUCGUGUUGCGGGGGCGGCAGCUUGAGCAGUAAUACCCAGACAUAUUUUCCCACAGCCACCUCCUCUAGCUCUUCUGGGAGGAUUUUAAGGAGUUUCCAGACCAGCCGAGAGACAUAGUCUCUUCAGUGUUUCCUGGGUCUACCCUGGGGUUUCCUCUUAGUUGGACAUGCAUGCACCUCCUUAAGGAAAUGUCUUUAAARCCUUAUCAGAUGCUGGAACCACCUCACCUGGCUCCUCUCGAUGUAGAGGAGCAUCUAUACUGAGUCUCUCUGAGAAAUGUUUCUAAGGGAGAGUCCAGCUACCAUGUAGAGAAAACCAAUCUUGAUAGCUUGCAAUCUUGUUCUUUUGGUCACUAUACCAAACGUUCCUGACCAUAGUUGAGGGUAGGAACGUAGACAAACCAUUAAAAGAAGAGCUUCAUACCUUCUUCACCACAACAGACUGGUACAAAGUACACAGCAGAAUCCUCACUGAUCUAUCAGUUGAUCAGACUGAUUCGUCCCUCACUUAACAAAACCCCAAGAWACUUAAACUCCUCCAUUUGAGACAGCACCUCAUGUCCAACCCAGUGCAAUCCAYCCUUUUGUGACUGCAUGACCUCUGAUUUGAAAGUCUGAUCUUCAUCCCAGCUGCUUCCCACUCGACUGUGAACCGCUCCAUUGAGAGCUGAAGAUCCCGGCACG